GCAUCUUCCUGUAACGGAGGCUUCAUCAUGUUCAGGAAGAAACUCGAUAAUCGCAUCCGUGUCCAAAUUGAAAAUGGUGUAACGCAGCGCCAAAGGACUAUGUUCAUCAUUGUCGGAGAUCAUGGCAGAGAUCAGGUGGUUAUACUUCACCAUAUGCUGUCUAAAGCUACAGUAAAGGCCAGGCCAUCUGUGCUGUGGUGUUACAAGAAGGAGCUUGGCUUCAGCAGUCACAGAAAGAAGCGAAUGAGGCAGUUACAGAAGAAGAUAAAAAGUGGAACACUUGAUCUCAAGCAGGAUGAUCCUUUUGAGCUUUUUGUUGCUGCAACCAGCAUUCGAUAUUGUUAUUACAAUGAGACUCAUAAAAUCCUGGGUAACACUUACGGAAUGUGUGUUCUACAGGACUUUGAAGCCCUGACUCCAAAUCUGUUAGCCAGGACUAUUGAGACAGUGGAAGGAGGUGGACUUGUUGUGAUUCUACUGAGAACUGUCAACUCGUUGAAGCAGCUUUAUACGAUGACAAUGGAUGUCCAUGCUCGAUUCAGAACAGAAUCACAUCAGGAUGUGGUUGGCAGAUUCAAUGAAAGAUUCAUACUUUCCCUGGCAUCCUGCAAGAAUUGUGUUGUGAUAAAUGAUCAGCUGGACAUACUACCACUUUCGAGCCACAUUUCCAACAUCAAACCUAUUCCACCAAAAUCUAUGGAUGAAAGACUAAUGCCUCAUGAGGUUGAACUGAAAGAACUUAAAGAAUCUCUACAUGAUACACAACCAGUCGGAGUGCUUGUUGAUGGCUGUAAAACACUUGAUCAGGCAAAAGCAGUACUGAAAUUCAUUGAAGCUAUUUCGGAGAAGACGCUUCGGUGCACGGUUACACUAACUGCUGCCAGAGGCCGUGGUAAAUCUGCUGCAUUGGGACUCGCUAUUGCAGGAGCUGUGGCAUUUGGAUAUUCUAAUAUCUUUGUCACCUCACCAAGUCCGGACAACUUAAACACCCUGUUUGAAUUUGUUUUUAAAGGAUUUGAUGCAUUACAGUAUCAGGAACAUUUAGACUAUGAAAUAGUUCAGUCCUUAAAUCCGGAAUUCAACAAAGCUGUGGUUCGCGUUAAUAUCUACAAGGAGCACAGGCAAACCAUCCAGUACAUCCACCCUGCAGAUGCAGUUAAACUGGGCCAGGCUGAGCUGAUGGUAAUUGAUGAGGCAGCUGCCAUUCCCCUCCCAUUGGUGAAGAAACUGCUGGGCCCAUAUCUUGUCUUCAUGGCCUCUACCAUUAAUGGGUAUGAAGGGACAGGUCGUUCACUGUCUUUAAAACUGAUCCAGCAACUGCGCCAACAAAAUGAUCAGAGCCAAAUCACCAUGACUGCAGAGAAUAAAGUCACUUCCACCGCGAAACUCAGCACAGUACGGACCCUGCAUGAAGUUUCUUUGCAUGAGGCAAUUCGAUAUGCUCCUGGAGAUCCAGUGGAGAAGUGGUUGAAUGAUCUGCUGUGCUUAGACUGUCUGAACAUUAGUCGAAUCAUUUCAGGCUACCCUCUCCCAGAGUUGUGUGAUCUCUACUACGUGAAAAGGGACACGUUGUUCUGUUACCAUAAAGCAUCUGAGACCUUUCUGCACAGAUUGAUGUCUCUCUAUGUGGCAUCCCAUUACAAGAAUAGCCCCAAUGACCUUCAGAUACUUUCCGAUGCUCCUGCUCACCAUCUUUUCUGCCUGUUACCCCCUGUGCAACCUACUCAGAAUUCACUGCCAGAAGUACUUGCUGUCAUACAGGUGGCCCUUGAAGGAGAGAUCUCGCGUCAGUCUGUUAUGAACAGCCUCUCUCGUGGGAAGAAAGCAUUUGGAGAUCUGAUUCCAUGGAUUGUGUCAGAACAGUUUCAGGAUCCAGACUUUGGAAGCUUGUCUGGAGGGCGCAUUGUCCGAAUUGCAGUCCACCCAGAUUGCCAAAGGAUGGGAUAUGGAAGCCGGGCAGUGCAGUUGCUGCAAAUGUACUAUGAAGGGAAAUUCCCUUGUCUAGAGGAGCAAGAAAGCCAUAAGCCCACAGAAAUAACCACCGUUGGCAGUGAGGCUGUAGGUUUACUAGAUGAGGUGUUGGCUCCACGCAAAGACUUGCCACCGUUGCUGCUGAAACUCAGUGAACGCCCUCCAGAAAAGCUUGACUAUCUUGGAGUAUCAUAUGGCCUCACAUCCCAGCUUCUCAAGUUCUGGAAGAAAGCUGGAUAUGUUCCAGUAUAUCUAAGACAGACAUCUAAUGAGCUCACUGGUGAACAUUCCUGUAUCAUGUUGAAGAGACUGAAUGCAGAGGAGGAUGUGGAAUCUACAGAGGAAAAUUGGCUGUCUGCCUUCUGGUCAGAUUUCCGAAGACGAUUCCUGUCUCUCCUAUCUUUCCAGUUCAGUAGUUUCCCUCCGUCAGUCGCACAAAAUAUUUUGCAGAAUAAAAACAUAAAACAUGAUUUGAAGCCACCACUUUGCAAGUCUGAGCUGGAAGCUAAAUUUACACCAUACGAUUUAAAACGAUUGGAUAUGUACUCGAGAAACAUGGCCGACUACCACCUGAUCAUGGAUUUGAUACCUAGUAUUUCUCAACUGUACUUCUUGAAUCAACUUGGUGGGAUUUCAUUAACUGCUGCACAGUCUGCACUGCUGUUGGGUAUUGGACUUCAGCACAAGUCAAUCGACCAACUUGAGAAAGAAAUUGCUCUUCCAGUAAGCCAAUUGUUAGCCUUUUUCAACAAGAUAAUCCGCAAAGUUGUUCAGCUCUUUAACAAGAUUCUGGAAAAAUCUGUGGAAGAACAGAUGAUUACCACAAAGGCGGUAGUCAUGGAACCUACGAUCAAAUCACUUUCUGAGGAUCUGGAGGAAGCAGCAAAGGAAUUCCAAGACAAACACAAACAGGAGGUUGAAAAAUUGAAAGGAAUGGAUCUAACCCAGUAUGCGAUCCGUGGAAAUGAGGAUGAAUGGAGUGACGUGUUAAAGACAGCAGGACAGAAUGCCACAGUUAUCAGCAUUCAGAGUGCCAAAAGAAAACAAGAUUCCAGAGAGAAAGUUGGCCUCCAUUUUCAGAAGAAACGGAUGAAGAUGAACAAGGAAAUGAAGCAAAAGUGGACUAAAUAAUUUAAAUACUCAAAUGAACACAUUUAAAUUGAACUGAGAAAUUUAUUUUAUAUUCAGCCUGGCCAAUGGAAAGUAAUGAAAUGCAGAAAAUGUUCAGAUAAGGUUGUCUGACUAACUUCGGUCAUUCCUCACUGUGAGAAAUAAGGUUGGCUUCAGAAAAUGAUGACAUCCCAGCGUUGGAGACCAACAAGUUUGUGUUUGCUCUACACAAUCUGAAGUUCUAGAGCUCUCCAAGAUGAUCUGAUCAGCUCUUUCUCCUCCUCCGCCCACCAAUCCCCAUUCUCCUUUCCCCCUUAUCCCAACCAUCCCUUUAAUCCACCGUUUCCACACAAUGUGCCAUUUCUAGAUUUGCUUUUGGGUUUCUUACGCAGUUGCCCCAUUUCAGACAUUUUGAAUUAUGGUGAGUGUGUGGAUUUAUACCAGUUGAAGUUAAUAUGUAAAAAUGAGACUGGCUAAAUGUAUUAAAAAUUACUUUUUUUU
Chiloscyllium plagiosum (whitespotted bambooshark) is the source of this 3582-nucleotide messenger RNA. Lineage: Eukaryota; Metazoa; Chordata; Chondrichthyes; Orectolobiformes; Hemiscylliidae. The record is from RefSeq and is a predicted model, not a curated record.